This is a messenger RNA of Carassius auratus (goldfish), 921 nucleotides long. RefSeq lists its product as uncharacterized. The transcript has 3 exons. Lineage: Eukaryota; Metazoa; Chordata; Actinopteri; Cypriniformes; Cyprinidae. The record is from RefSeq and is a predicted model, not a curated record. Bases 12 to 695 code for a protein of 227 amino acids.
UGUGUUCAGUGAUGAAUGUAAGUCACGUGACUCUCUCCUGGUACAAAGGAAACAGUUUAUUGUCCAACAUCAGUGUGUCUGAUCUCAGCAUCAGACUCUCUCUUCCUCUGGAGGUGGAAUAUCAGGAGAAAAACACCUACAGUUGUGUGUUGAACAACCCCAUCAGCAACCAGACGAGACACAUGGACACCAGUGAACUUUGUCGGCCAUGUCCAGCUCCUCUGCCGAUCCCUGUCAUCACCAGGGACUCUCUAACAUGUUCUUCAUCAUCAUCAUCACAGCAGAAUUGUUCACUGUUGUGUUCAGUGGUGAAUGUGAGUCAUGUGACUCUCUCCUGGUACAAAGGAAACAGUUUAUUGUCCAGCAUCAGUGUGUCUGAUCCCAGCAUCAGUCUGUCUCUACCUCUGAAAAUGGAGUAUCAGGAUAUAAACACCUACAGCUGUGCAGUGAACAAUUCCAUCAGCCACCAGACCACACAUCUGGACAUCAGUCAACUCUGUCAGACAUGUUCAGGCCCUGUCCACUGCUGCGGUUUUACUGAAACUGUGAUCCGAUUGGCUGGCUCUGUUCUGGUGGGCGUGGCUACUGUUGCUGUGCUGGUUUAUGACAUCAGAUCCAGAAGAUCUUAUCCGAAGACGAGAGAGCAGACGAGAGAGCAGACACCACGUGCAGAUGAAUAUGAUGAUGUUGCAUAAAUUCACCAGGGGGCGAUAAUGUUACUCUGUUCUUUAUUCUUUUUUAGGAAUAUAAAUAAGGAAUAUUCCAGGUUAAAUGCAUCUAAAAAUCAGUUGACAGCUUGCAUGCUGUUAAUCAUACAUACAGGAUAAUAAAAUCGACAGUAAUAAAAACAUGAAAACCAAUGCUUUAAUGUACACUUUUUAAGUGUUCCCUAAGUUGUCAUAUUACCAUCUGGUGGUUAUU